GGAGGUUCUUCCCAUGGCUUACCUCCAAGCACAACUUUCUUCCUUCUUCCUCUCCUUUCUCCUCCCUCCUCCUCCUUUCGAUUUCAAUCCCUUAUCGUUGAUCUUUGCCAAAGCUUUAUGAGUAUGAAAAUGGAGAAUCCGGCUACUGUUACAGAGGAAUCCGAUGAUCAGUCGUCAGUAAAAUCUGACGACCAAUCGUCGCCUAAGUCGGACGAUAGCAGCGGAUCGAACCGCGUGAAGUUUCUGUACAGCUAUGGAGGCAGAAUUCUUCCUCGCCUCGGUGAUGGAAUCCUCCGUUACGUCGGCGGGGAGACCCGAGUCAUGGCUGUCAACAGAAACGUCACUUUUUCAGAUCUCAUGGCCAAAAUAGCGGAGUUGUUGGGCUCGAUCGUGGCGCUCAAGUGCCAGCUGCCUACUCAAGAUCUUGAUGCUUUGGUUUCCAUCAAAUCCGAUGAGGAUUUGGACAAUUUGUUGGAGGAAUACGAUGGACUGAGGAGCUCCUACAAAGUUAGGGCUUUCCUAUUCCCGUUAAAUCCUCCUCCACCGGCGGUCGCAAAUCAUUCCUGCCCGCAACUGAUUCCUCAGGGCAGCCCUCCGACCGUCCAGAAGCUUCGCGGGCAGAUCCCUGUGCAAAUAAUCUCCAAGGGCGGUCGUCCUCCGAGACCGCCUCUCGUUUCUUCAGAUGCGCAAAACGACCGGCCAGUCAGGUAUGCAACUCAAAUCUCCGCCAUGGCGUCUCAGCAGAACUCUGCCGGGAGAGCCGUGUCAAAAGCCUUCGUCGAUCAUUCGUCCUGGGCGCAUCUUGUUUGCAGGCGAAGUAAUAACUACAAUAAUCUUUACGCUUCUUCUCGGAUUCAACCGGCGCAGCUUCCAUUCUCAAAGAAGGCGACGAAGAUUCCACAACAGCGUAGUCAAACAACAGCACCUUAUGAGAAGAGCACAAGAACCUUUGAAAGCAUGCAGUUCCUUGUCCAGCACUAGCGGAUUCAAUUUUUUUCACAAUCCCUUCAUGUAUUUUACAUAGGAGCAUAUAUAUAAACUUUUCCGAGCGGCAACUUAUAUACUA
This is a messenger RNA of Cryptomeria japonica (Japanese cedar), 1066 nucleotides long. RefSeq lists its product as uncharacterized. The coding region runs from base 118 to 981 and encodes 287 amino acids. The record is from RefSeq and is a predicted model, not a curated record. Lineage: Eukaryota; Viridiplantae; Streptophyta; Pinopsida; Cupressales; Cupressaceae. Gene Ontology annotation, molecular function: protein binding. The transcript has 2 exons.